GUUAUCGCAAACAUGAAUAUAUUUCGACUGCUGGGCGAUCUGUCGCAUCUCCUAGCUAUUAUUAUACUUCUCGUCAAGAUAUGGAAGACGCGGAGCUGUGCCGGUAUCAGCGGCAAGUCGCAGGUCCUCUUCGCGAUUGUUUACACCACUCGUUAUCUAGAUCUGUUCAGCACUUAUAUUUCGGCGUACAACACGCUCAUGAAGAUCAUCUUCCUGACAACGUCAUUCAGUACGGUUUUCUUGAUGUACGUCAAGUUCAAAGCGACGUACGAUCAUAAUCACGACACAUUCAGAAUCGAGUUCUUGAUUUUACCAGCGUUUGUACUAGCUCUGUUGAUCAAUCACGAGUUAUCGUUUAUGGAGGUUUUAUGGACAUUCAGCAUUUAUUUAGAAUCGGUUGCGAUAUUGCCGCAACUGUUUCUGGUGUCGAAAACAGGCGAGGCAGAGAGCAUUACCAGCCAUUAUUUAUUCGCAUUGGGAUCUUACAGAGGAUUAUAUUUAUUUAACUGGAUUUACCGUUACUACACCGAGGAUCAUUACGAUUUUAUUGCUAUUGUUUCUGGAACGGCGCAAACAAUUCUUUAUUGUGACUUCUUCUACCUCUACAUUACCAAAGUACUCAAGGGCAAAAAGCUACAACUACCCGCUUAGCUUCGAAUGAGAGAGUAUUGUUCUCUUAUACUUUGGAGAAACAUACAACUGCCUGUUUACAUCAUCGCCAAUUCAAGAUACAUCUCGGCAAUCUUGGAAAACGCGAGAAACGCACAUUUUAUAUAGUGUACGUUUCUGCUAAAGUAAGCGAUGUCCGGCAGCAUUUUCCUCCUUUUGAACAGUUUCUUCCUCUCCCUCUCAUGUAUCAUCCCUUAUAUAUAUAUAAGUAACGCAUUACAACAUAUAGUGCUUUUACUUAGGGCGCUUACGCGCUUCGAGCGUCAGUCCAAAUUUGUUGCUCAUUAAAUGCGGAGAAAAAAAAAGAAAUGAAAGACGAAACCCCGAUUCUCGUAAGCGCCCAAAGGAAACGUACCCGUGCUGUUUUCUUUUUAGAACGAGAGAGAGAACUGAUGAGACAUGUUUCUCUGAGAGUUUCUUUCGUAUUUCUCAUUUCCAGAGACGUACAUUAUUACAAAACAAAAAAAAAAAAAAAAAAAAA
Messenger RNA from Pseudomyrmex gracilis, 1150 nucleotides. RefSeq names its product ER lumen protein-retaining receptor (gene KdelR). NCBI's taxonomy places the organism in Eukaryota, Metazoa, Arthropoda, Insecta, Hymenoptera, Formicidae. Gene Ontology annotation, biological process: endoplasmic reticulum to Golgi vesicle-mediated transport; protein retention in ER lumen. The record is from RefSeq and is a predicted model, not a curated record. Gene Ontology annotation, cellular component: membrane; endoplasmic reticulum; cis-Golgi network. The transcript has 3 exons. Gene Ontology annotation, molecular function: ER lumen protein retrieval receptor activity. The coding region runs from base 13 to 651 and encodes 212 amino acids.